This is a messenger RNA of Silurus meridionalis, 1842 nucleotides long. RefSeq names its product phosphorylated adaptor for RNA export (gene phax). Bases 5 to 1303 code for a protein of 432 amino acids. Gene Ontology annotation, biological process: snRNA export from nucleus. The record is from RefSeq and is a predicted model, not a curated record. Lineage: Eukaryota; Metazoa; Chordata; Actinopteri; Siluriformes; Siluridae. The transcript has 6 exons. Gene Ontology annotation, cellular component: nucleus.
AGAAAUGAGUUUAUUAGAGGAACAAGGAGGAAAAGAGGAAGGCCAAGGAGGAGGAGAGACGCACAUGGCGUCGUUUCUCCUCAACUUCCGUAGAACUUCCGGGUUAGCAAAGAAAAUGGCGGGCCAUCACAACAUAGACACAAUGGAGAAUCUUGAAGAUGGAGAAAUUAGCGGCUCUGAUUCCGAGUCCGAAAUGCAUUCAAAUACCUGGCUGCAGAUGCCUUCUGCAGGAGCUUUUUCAACCCGGCACUUCCAGAGCAGAGAUUGCUCACAGACUGCUCCAUAUAGCACCAGCUACCGCAGCUCUAUUGCAACCGACUCCAGCGACAGCGACUCGGAGGAAGAGGCUGCUUUGUGGAGGCGAAAGCGUCAGAAAUGCAACAACGUUCCUCCGCCUGCACCCCCCACAGCUCCCACUGCUGCAGGACCUCCAGGACGUAAAGUGAACAACAUCUGGGGCUCUGUGGUGCAGGAGCAAAGCCAGGAGGCCGUCGCAGCUGAACUCGGCAUCAUGGGAAUGGAGGGGGGAGUCACUAUGGAUAGUCGCCAGUGUGAGACCUACAACUACUUGCUGGCACGUAAGUUGAUGAAAAAGGAGAAAGAGGAUGAAGAGCAGGGUGUGGAGAGCAUGCUGGAAGGGCAGCUAGAGGAAUACAUGCAACACGGUGGACAGGACGAGAAGAGCGACGUCUAUCUGAAGAGGAAGCGACCAGUCAAGCAACGGCUUGGUCCUAAAUCGGAGAUGGACAUUAAAGGGAGAUACGAGAUCACUGAGGAUGACCCUGAAGAUAAAGUGAUUGAUGAAAUAGCACAUAGGUUAAUGGAGCCUAAGAGGGAAUUAAUUGAGCGUGUCGUGAAGGUGAUUGGCACAAAGAAAGCGAUCGAGCUUCUGUCCGAAACGGCAACGAUUGAACAAAGUGGGGGUCUUUACACGAUGGAUCGCAGUAGAAGACGGACACCUGGAGGGGUUUAUCUGAACUUGCUAAAAAACACCCCCAGUAUUUCUCUUGAUCAGGUCAAGGAAAUAUUUUUUGAGGAGAACCAGAAAGAGUAUACCAGCAAGAAGGCAAACAAGAAGGCAGCCAAGCAGCGGCAAAAAUACUUAACAGCCAAGAAAAUGAAGCAGGCGAUCAACACUUUGAACCUGCAGGAGCACGAUGACGUUUCUCGAGAAACAUUUGCCAGUGACACCAACGAGGCUUUGGAGUCACUGGAGGAUGGGGGUGAGGACCAGCCUGAACCUGCAAUGGGCACAGAGGACACUCCGGUAGUGUACAACCCAAUUGACCUGGAGGUCUUCUGAUUGUGUAUGUGAGUGACUGUGUAGACAGUGACCAUAUAAUAAAGUUUGCUGUCACCUUGCUGUCAGUGAUGUGGCAGAUCAGAUUGCAUUUAACAUGAGUUUUCCUAAAGUGCGAGGCGAGACAGGUUUUGCAUUGCAUAAAGGUGCGUGUCUUAACAAGCUCGGAAACCAUACGCUGCUUUCACAGUAGUUAUUUGGCCUAUAUUUGUUAUUUCUAAGUGAGAAAAAGGCAGAGUGUGAUCCCGUCACAGUCACAGCUCUAUUGAUUAACAAUAUUGUGCUUAAUUCAAAUCAACACCGAGCAUCCGUCACAAUCUAGUAGUAAUGAUGCUUCGUCCAUCUUUUACUUGUUCUGCCUGUCAUUGACUAACCACAAUGUUUAAUCUGUAUUGUGUAAAAUGGCACUACACUAAGCAUUUAGAAUACUCAUGGUGUUAUGUGAGUGUUUGGAUGAUGAAUAAAACGCACUUGUGUAAGAUUUAUGUUUAUUACAGAAUCCUUAAUUACAUAAUUUUAAAAUAAAGCUUAAUUUAGAAUCA